Molecule: messenger RNA, 1038 nt
Organism: Salvia hispanica
Lineage: Eukaryota; Viridiplantae; Streptophyta; Magnoliopsida; Lamiales; Lamiaceae
Product: clathrin light chain 1-like
Biological process (GO): clathrin-dependent endocytosis; intracellular protein transport
Cellular component (GO): clathrin coat of trans-Golgi network vesicle; clathrin coat of coated pit; plasma membrane
Molecular function (GO): clathrin heavy chain binding; structural molecule activity
Source: RefSeq, a predicted model, not a curated record
UUUAUUCUUUAGACUUCAGAGAUAGAGAGAGAUGGCAUCAUUCGGCGCGUACAGCAUGUACGCAGACGCCUCGGCGCGUCGAUUCGACAACGGUGUUUACGCCGCCUCUGAUUACUCCUACGCCGCCUUCUCCUCAGCCGACGCGCCGCCUUACUCCGCUCCUGUAUACGGCGAGACUGAGGAAGUGAUGGUGCAUUAUCACGCCAAUGGCAACGGAAGGUCGCCUUUCGACAUUGGGGAGGAUUCGGAGGGGAAUUUCAGCUUCGACGGAUCUAUCCUUCCGCCUCCUAGCGAGAUGCAGGAAGUAGGAUUUGCUUUUCGCGAAUGGCGGAGGCAAAAUGCUAUUCGGCUGGAGGAGAAGGAGAAGAGGGAAAAAGAAAUGCGGGGCCAAAUCAUGGAAGAAGCUGAAGAAUAUAAACAAGCUUUCUUUGACAAAAGAAAGCUCAAUAUAGAGACCAACAAAACCAACAACCGAGAGAGAGAGAAGUUAUCCCUGGCCAAUCAAGAAAAGUUUCACAAAGAGGCAGACAAACAGUACUGGAAAGCCAUUGCGGAGCUCGUCCCGAACGAGGUGGCCCCCAACAUUGAGAAGAGGAGAAAGAAGGACCAAGAUAAGAAGCCAUUGGUCGCAGUCAUUCAGGGGCCCAAACCUGGUAAACCAACUGAUCUCUCGAGGAUGCGCGGAAUAUUGGUGAAGCUCAAGCACAAUCCUCCGGCACACAUGCUACCGUCCCCGCUUGCUCCUGCCUCGGACGGGAAGGAAAACAAGGACAAAAAUGCUGCUGCUGCUAAUUCUGCUCCAGCCACUCAUCAGCCGGCUAAAUAAUUGGGGCGAAGUUUUGAUUUUUCAAAAUUCCAAUUUUUUCAAAAACAUUCAUUUUUCCAACUCCUUUCUGUGUCUGCCUUUGAUGCAGGGAAAUGGAAUUUUACCUGUCUGUAUCCAGCAUUUCUUUGCCGUGUUAAAAAUAUACUAUCAUGUUUGUUGCUGUAAUAUUUUUUUAAAACAAUAUCAAUAAUGAUUCUACAUUUAUCGUUGCA